CCUCCUACCAACACUCGUAUCCAGCUCAGAUGGAAAACAGAGGGAGCCGCACCGCAAAGAAACAGUGAGGUGAGAGCUGCAGAUAUGAGCUCAGAGGAGGAGUCGAAGUAUCAGACACCGCCCACCUGCGAUCUGCUCGGCCUUCUGCUGAGGAACAGACACCCCACCGGAGCUGUCAAUGAGGUUUGGCCCAACCUCUACGUUGGAGACGCGGCUACAGCCCGGGAUAAAGCCCUGUUAGUGAGUCUGGAAAUAACACAUGUGGUGAAUGCUGCAGAUGGCCCCCAGCAUAUUGACACUGGGCCAUGUUUCUACAAAGACACUGACAUACUGUACCACGGAGUCGAGGCAGCAGACUGCAAAGACUUUGACUUGAGCCCGUUCUUCACCGAGACAGCCGACUUCAUCGCUUCGGCUCUGAGCCAGAGAGGUAAGGUUCUGGUUCACUGUGCUCGAGGCAUCAGCCGCUCAGCCACGCUCGUCCUGGCCUUCCUCAUGAUUAAAGAGGGACUCACCCUGGUGGAGGCUCUGGAGGCGGUUCGCAGGCACAGAAACAUCCUUCCCAACGCGGGAUUCCUCAGACAGCUCUGCCAUCUGGACUCAAACUUAGCCCUGCAGAGGAGGACAUGA
Salarias fasciatus (jewelled blenny) is the source of this 630-nucleotide messenger RNA. RefSeq names its product dual specificity phosphatase DUPD1-like. The transcript is spliced from 4 exons. Gene Ontology annotation, cellular component: cytoplasm. Gene Ontology annotation, molecular function: MAP kinase phosphatase activity; protein tyrosine/serine/threonine phosphatase activity. The record is from RefSeq and is a predicted model, not a curated record. The coding region runs from base 85 to 630 and encodes 181 amino acids. Gene Ontology annotation, biological process: protein dephosphorylation; negative regulation of MAPK cascade. NCBI's taxonomy places the organism in Eukaryota, Metazoa, Chordata, Actinopteri, Blenniiformes, Blenniidae.